Molecule: messenger RNA, 614 nt
Organism: Panicum virgatum (switchgrass)
Lineage: Eukaryota; Viridiplantae; Streptophyta; Magnoliopsida; Poales; Poaceae
Exons: 2
Coding region: 163-492 (109 amino acids)
Source: RefSeq, a predicted model, not a curated record
GUGCUGUGCCGCCCAUGCUGCCCACGCCGUGCCCCACCCCCGCCAGGCGCCCAGGCCCUUAUCCCUUCCCUGAAGCCCCAUGCCUACCUUCCGACUCCCUCGCUUUGUCUUUUUCCUCGUCACGCCGAGCCGAGCAGUUUCCAUUGCCGCGACACCACCUCGAUGUCGAGCCCCCUCCUCCGCGCCACCACUAGCAAAACCCUCCCCUGCAUGGCUGCACUGCAUCCCUCUAGGCCCAGGGUAGCUCUCUGGCCCUUCCCCGACCUCCAGCGGCCACCCCCCUCGCCGGAGAUCGACCUCCACCUCCGUCUCCUCCACUGCUCCGCCGCCGGCCCCCUCCCGACCACCCUCGGCCCAAACUCUCGCACCAAAUCGUUCCCUGGUGAGCCCCUCAUGCUUCCCCACCACUUCCCCACCGCCGGCGAGCCCUCCCCUCGCCGGAUUUCAGCCUCCAACGCCGCAGCCACGCCCAGGGACUACAUUAAUCCAUAACCGAAGACGUCGGCUAUGAAUUGGUCGUGAAGCCAAGAGCAAGCGAACAAGCCAAGGAAGGAACUUGUGAAGAUCCGGCCCAAGGCCGAGAUAAAUACUAACUCCGCUCAGUUGAAGGCAAG